AUGUUUGGAAAUGGUGGAACACAGAUUGCGAUUCUGUUCCCCCCUGCUGCUGCUGCUAUUAUAACUGGAUGCAGUUGUGACUUGCUCAUCAAUAUCUUGCUUACCAUCCUAGGAUACUUCCCGGGACACAUCCAUGCCUUCUGGCUAAUCUACAAGAAGAUGCAGGCGGAGGAGAGGUACGGGAAUGGAGGGUUCCACUACGUCGGAAGUGGCCAAUACGAGCCUCUCUACCCUAACCAAGGCCAAGGCUACCCCCAACAAGCACCACCACCCCCGCAGCAGCAGCACCACCAGCAGCAAGCUCCGUACUACGGAGCAACUGGUCAGUACAGCGCUGCUUAG
Coprinopsis cinerea okayama7#130 is the source of this 342-nucleotide messenger RNA. RefSeq lists its product as hypothetical. The record is from RefSeq and is a predicted model, not a curated record. Bases 1 to 342 code for a protein of 113 amino acids. Lineage: Eukaryota; Fungi; Basidiomycota; Agaricomycetes; Agaricales; Psathyrellaceae. Gene Ontology annotation, cellular component: membrane. The transcript has 3 exons.